Molecule: messenger RNA, 987 nt
Organism: Mya arenaria
Lineage: Eukaryota; Metazoa; Mollusca; Bivalvia; Myida; Myidae
Exons: 1
Coding region: 1-987 (328 amino acids)
Source: RefSeq, a predicted model, not a curated record
AUGGCGACACAAACAUUAAUAAAUGCAGAUGUUGACCUUGAUUUAAAACGCAAACGCAGUGAAACCUCAAGCGUGAGCGAACUAGAUACAAGUAGAACAAAAGGAAUUGAAGCAGAGGGAACAACGAAGGAAAAACAAAAAAAGAAGAAAUCCAAAAAAGCUGAGAUAAAUGAGGAUUCUGACAUGGCUGAUAUAAAAGAAAUAAUGAAACAGUGGAAGCAAAUAAACACUAAAUUAGAACGAUUAGAAAGCAAAAUUGAAAAGGCUGUACUAAAGGGUGAUGGGACAAUAAGAAGCAGCAUUAAGGAUCUUAUGACUGAAAUGAAGGAAGAUCUUUUGAAGUCUGUUACCAACAGAAUUGAGAUUCUUGAAGGGAAAUUGUUUGAAAAGGAAGAAAGUAGUGAAAAGCUUGCACAAAAAGUUACGGCGCUUGAAGAACAGCUAGAAAAGAAUAAAGAAGAAACAUUCAGAGUGAAUAAUCAGUUAGAUUUCGAACGUGAGAAACACAGAAAAUUUGAAAAUGAAAGUGAACAAUAUAGUAGAAUAAACAAUAUAAUAAUCAGAGGUUUACCAGACACAAAUCCUAGGGAGACAGCAGAAGAAACACUUACAAAAGUACAACAAUAUUUACAGGAUAAAGACAUUAUUGAGCUCAAGGCAAGUGAUGUAGACAUGGCACAUAGACUGCCAAACAAGAAGUCACAAAACAGGGAUGUGAUUGUCAAACUAGCUUCAAGAUUCAAUAAAAUGUGUAUUAUGCGAAACCGUAGAAAUCUUCGGGGCACUGGGGUCUUUGUAAACGAUGACUUGACACAGCUGAACUUGCACGUGCUAAUGUGUGUUAAAAAGAAAAUGAUUGACGAAGUGAGUGAAGCAUGGUUCAGUAGAGGAAAGAUUUUCUACAAAAACUCAAAUGGCCAAGUUCAUCUUGUCAAGUAUGAAGACUAUGACCAUUGGAUCGAUUUACCUUGGCCUUUUCAUAAAUAA